This is a messenger RNA of Geodia barretti, 1821 nucleotides long. NCBI's taxonomy places the organism in Eukaryota, Metazoa, Porifera, Demospongiae, Tetractinellida, Geodiidae. The record is from the annotation of a GenBank genome assembly.
CUGUGUUGAAUAGACACGAGGUGGGCCCUGCAAUUUCCAGCAAAUCAACAUCCAGAUCAGCUCCAACAGACACUAGUUCAUAGUUUGGAUAAAUAACAUUUGGAAACACAACUUUGUACCCUGAUUGAUACAACUCGAUGAGCUCAAAGUUGGUUGACAGAAAACCACCUUCCACACGACUAACACGUCCAUACAUAUGAGCGUUCAUUUGCUCCACUAAGAGUUUUAGGUCUCCCUUGCUCUCUAGGGCAAUCCGAAUGGUGUAUGGUUGCAGGAGCGGAACAAACCAUCUUAGAAAGGCUAGUGCGAAGGAGAGUUUUCCGUCGACAAAGAAGCCUCGUGUCACGACGUACGUCAGUGCAAACGAAUCGUCAACGUCUCCCGAGUUGACGUCCGUAGACAAACCUAAUACACGGUAGCCACGCCAUUUAGCAGUGGCCACGAGUAUUAGCAUUGGUAAAACCAACAGUAACAAAACUGCAGUCCAGAAGAACACCAUUUCUUAGCCCUGCGCAUGCGCAUAAACGGGGAUUCUUUAUUUAUUAGGGCGUGUGUGAAUUGGCAAAUCGAAACAUUCAGCUCGAGGUCGUCUUCGGCCCCCCAGAGACAAGAUGUGGGCGGUAAGUGUCCCAAAAAUCCACUUGCUCCUCCUCAUAUCACGGUCCACCGGUCAUCUCCCGGGUACUGCAGCUGCGGGAGAGGAUGAGGGUGGCCUACGAGGCCCUUCACAAGGGCGUCUUCAUCAUCACGUGCGUCCUCGUCGUGCUGGUAGCCCUCAGAAACUCCCUGAUAUGGAACUUGGAAAAGUUCUGGGGAGCUUCUGGAAGUUUCUUUACCAGUGUAUGGGGCCUUGUUUAUAGGGCACACGGAGAAAACGAGUUUAUCCUUUGGGGAUUCGGUCCGUGGUUCAUGUCCAAUGCUGUAUUCAUAUUGGCAAAUGUUUUCUUCACGUUUGUGGACCUGACUGCCUGGCCCAAGUUCAUGCUACGGUACAAGAUACAGGAGGACAAGAACGUACCUGUAAGCUGGGUACAGUACAAGAAAGCCCUGCGCAGGGUCGUCUUCAACACUGGUUUUGUCAGUCUGGGUGUCAGUCUCGCCAUGUACCCUGUGGUGCAAUGGAGGGGAAACCCCUCUGGUUACGAGCUGCCUCAGUUCUCUACCACCAUCCUACACAUCCUUGGCUUUCUGGUGAUCGUGGAGAUUGGCUUCUACUACACUCACAGGCUGUGCCACCACAGGCUCCUCUACAAGCACAUCCACAAGACACACCACGAGUGGACGGCACCGGUCGGAAUAGUCUCCGUGUACUGCCACCCUCUGGAGCACGUGUUCGUGAACCUCAUGCCGAUCCUUGCCGGUCCGUUGGUCAUGGGGUCCCACCUCUCCGUGGCCAUUCUGUGGUACAGUGUGGCCAUCUUCAACACCACAAUGGGCCACUGCGGGUACCAUCUCCCCUUCCUACCCUCUCCCGAGGGACACGACUUCCACCAUCUCAAGUUUAACCAGAAUUUUGGAACACUGGGAGUGUUGGACCGACUCCACGGCACGGACACUGCCUUCAGACACAGCAAGGCUUAUGAGAGACACUUCAUGUUGCUGGGGUUAGACCCUGCUCGUCAACUCAUCCCCAACCAAGUCGGAAAAGGAAAGAGCGAUUAGUUUAAUCACAGAGCUUUUUACAGCAGCAGGGACGUGAUACAACACACGUCAUUUUUUGCAGACAUGGCACAUGUUAUUACAACUCCUGAUGAAUAUGUAGUUGGGUUUAGUUUGUAGUAUUUAUGAUGCUAAUAUCUGUUGUCAGUAAUGCUUUCAGUA